Messenger RNA from Pseudovirgaria hyperparasitica, 1080 nucleotides. RefSeq lists its product as uncharacterized. NCBI's taxonomy places the organism in Eukaryota, Fungi, Ascomycota, Dothideomycetes, Acrospermales, Acrospermaceae. Bases 405 to 797 code for a protein of 130 amino acids. The record is from RefSeq and is a predicted model, not a curated record. The transcript has a single exon.
GAAACAUUUUUUCACUGCAUUAUUCUUGGUCUCAGGUUUUACCAGACUUAUAUUUCCUACAUUACUAGUAUUCUUGCCCUAAAUUUUUUUUUUUUUUGGCAAACAUUCCUUCCUCACGUUCUUAUCUGCUUCGGCACGCCAUAAUACAACUACAUCGUCAGGUGCAUCUUCGCUUUUCUCAACCUGAGGUAUAUAUCUAGGCAGACCAAACCAGAGAUACUAUGCCUUCGAACAAGAAUCGUCUGUACAUUGCUCUUUAUCCCAGUGGGGUCAGGGGAAACGAGGAACGCAGGUAACUAGCGUGUCUCCUUGGGGCUCACGUGUUGCAGGCUGACCGAUAUUAUAGAUACCAUUGGGCAUUCCUCAUUGGGCCGAAGGUUGAAAAGGGUGCCCACGUCCCCGGAAUGCGCUACCACGCCAGGAACAGACCAUUAGUCGGAUGGGAAUUUGAAGAGGUGCGGGUAGGCGAUGUUCGGUUCACAAACACACUACUUGCCCGUGUUACUAUUGCAAAGGUGGUCGACGAAAGGCGUCUAGUAGAGCUUUUUCGGGUUAUCCCAGUCGUGAAUGAUGAUCCGAAUUGGCGCUGCCGCAGCUGGAUCCAGCAGGCGCUGGCAGCGAUUGCGCAUGACCAAAGCUGCGUCAGCUCUUGCGAGCUGGAUUGGGCGAGGAUUGAGGCAUUUGCAAGGCAAUAUGUCGCUGAGAAAACUGCUGCAGGGAGAUAUGCAGAGCAUGAGGACAUGCUAAAGCCGAAACCUACGUACGAUCUUCUCGAGGAGAAGGAGACUAUAGCAUGAUGCGAGACAAGCUCAUUCGCCCAGAUCAGAAUGGAUCCGAGCUUCUGAUAAUGAGGCUCAGGUUUCACCACUCUCCCCACCACUUGCAGCGAGUUUUUUCCAUUUCUAGCUCUUCGGGAUAGGGGUCGAGCAGCGAGAACAGGGUUGCUUGCCAUUUCUCUCUGAGUAUAUUUCCGCGCCAUGCAGACGUAUAUUCCCAAUAUACGGGGUACCAUCCUGAAAACUCCCAGUCAAUAAUACUUACAAUUUUAUCCCCACGAACUAAGAUAUUAGACGGAUUCAA